This is a messenger RNA of Ciona intestinalis (vase tunicate), 4447 nucleotides long. Lineage: Eukaryota; Metazoa; Chordata; Ascidiacea; Phlebobranchia; Cionidae. The record is from RefSeq and is a predicted model, not a curated record.
UUUGUAUUUUAUGUGGUCGCUGUUUUUGUCGACAAAAACCGCGAAAUCGGAAAUGUUGGCUGUUUUGUAAUCAAUGAGGGAUACCCGAUAGUCCAGAGCGUUUCCUCCUAGCGUAGUUCCCACAUUACAAAAGACAGGGUCAAGCAUACCUAACAAAACGUAUACUGCUGAAAGAACCUGGCACUCUUUAGGGAAGGUGUAGUAUAGUUCAUGUAUCGUUCAGUUCAAAAUCAAGUAAAGUAGUUUUAAGAAUCCAUGCUAAAAAUGUGGUGUCAGCUUAUUGAGUUCAGUUAAUAACUAGUUACAUAAUGGUUAAAAUAUUUACGUGUCUUUUCGGAAACCUAGUCUUUACAUACAGCAGGACAGCAUUUAAUAACGAGUGUUCAAACAUCUUUCAGGAUUUAGUAGCGUGUUUAAAUCUGGUCAUUAAAACACAAUGGCUAUAUUAAGAACCAAAACACGAUGUCUUUGCCAAAGCAUUACUUAUUGGCUGAGGAAGACGAAUCAACUUUAAGUCUAACCACCCAAAGACACAUACGAUCACCAAGAAAUACAUCAAACUCAAUUGGGAAAAUGGCGGCGAGCAGCAGUACAUUAACGUUGGACCGCAGGAUGCAAACAAACGGUAAAGAUAUGAACAGCGUGUACAGCACAUUACCACGACAAAGCAAGCAGCAUCAGCCAAGCGCAGCAAAUUAUGCGAAAAUCAAAAGCUUAGCGACCUUUACCAAUAUUUAUCUCAACAACAAAGAACUUGGCAUCGCCGAAGAGGAACUUCGUUACUUAAAAGCGGUGGAAAGCGGUGAUUUGGACGAAGUCCGAGCCAUUUUGAACGCCAACGACGUCUUAUCUUCUGACAGCGAAGACGACGAAGUUAAGCCAACCGCAAACAAUCGACCAGGAGAAAAUGACGUGAGGGCACAAAAUAAUAACCCAACGCCGAUCCCAUUAAUAGUAACAAGCCAAACCAGCGAAGAAUCCGCGAUCGUAGUCGAAGACGAUUCGGCUGCAAACGUAGCGAAAGAACUUGAUAAGAAAGAUUCGCUUGAAGAGAAUUCGACAUGUGUUAAGUCGGGAAACUCAGCUGUUACGCCCGAUAAUGUCGUUCUAGAAAUGCACGAGGUCGACGAAAAAAGAAAACCAACCAAACCUUCGUUUAAACAUAUUGCGCACCCAUCAAAAUGGCAAGUCAAGCAUGGCCAGAAGUCGUCGCCCGUUACCCCUUUACCAGUAGUCAUGGUAACGCCGGAGCAAUCAAAAACAGAUAGACUUAAAAAGCGAGAAACACUAAAGAAAUUAGUUGGUCUUCUCCCUUCGAAAAAUGAACUCCGGUUUAAUAAGAACUGUCGGGACCAGUGGGGAAGAUCUGCUCUCUUUAUAGCAAUGCUUCAUCUCAACACGGAGAUGAUGGAACUGCUUCUUGAAUACAAGGUGGAAAUUGACGAGUGUCUGUACCACGCUAUUGACUUCGGUUACUACGAUGUCGUGGAGUUAUUCAUGAAAUAUGACAAGAAACGAAAUCAGGUUAUAACCGGUGACGACUCGUUUUAUCCGCCAGGGCUUACUCCAAUACAGUUGGCUGCCCACAAGAACGAUUAUGUCAUGCUGAAGAUUUUACACUCCAACGGUUUUAAAAUCAGCAACGAAACCGCAAAGAAACGAAUUUUCUCACGCAAGCCAAACCGGACUUACAACACCUUAGAAAAGCCAAUGCUGAAAACGGUUCUUGAACGAGCAUGGGACGCUACCAACAACGAUAUACUGUAUUACCGGGCCAGAGCAAGCCCGGCUUACAUGGUUAUGAUGUUUACUGAAAACCCAGACGAUGCACACGAGCACUGGGACAUGCUGGAGAAUCUCUUCUCGCUGUACAAGAAGUUAAAAAAGAAAGCAACUGACGAACCAUCCGCAGCAACGUUGUACAGGCAGCUUGCGUCACAGGUUGAAGACUUCGCAUGCGACCUGUUGAGUGAAGUCCGUUCGCCCACCGAUCUCACCGACCUACUCCGUUUCGAUCCACCAGGCCACGACCAACUGUCGAUCCAUCGUCAUUACCUCAACCCAGUAGAACGAGCAUGUGAAGUGAGAAUGAAAAGUUUUGUCGCACACGAAAAUUGCCAACUCGCGCUCUCCACCUUGCGGCAGGGAACAUUAUUCGAAUGUGACAAUGGGUGGCGCCCAUUCAUCGUGCGAACAAUUCUGGCGUUUCUGUUCCCGAUUAUCAGCCUUGCUUUUAUCAUUGCCCCGAAUUCCAAGCCUGGUCGUCUUCUUCGAAACCCGAUGGUUAAUUUAAGCUGCCACAUCGCAUCCGAAAUUUCUUUCUUGUUGCUCAUGAUCAUUCGACUUAUUCUGCUCACCAACGCAAAGUGCGAUUGCCUUGGACAGAAACCAGGCGCAGUCGAUUACAUUGUAUUUGUAUGGGUGAUUGCGAAAGGCUAUAGAUAUUUCAACCGACUUCGAGUUUCACCGACCAUACAGUUCAUGACCAAUGUUUGGAACAUGAAUGACAGCGGGAUGAUAUUUCUAUCUUUAGUUAUCGCUGUUAUGACGAUAGUGGACACACAAGUCACAAAAGGUCUUAUGAGGAGUAGGAACUUGAACGUAACGUGUUCUGCAAAUCUCAAAUCUUACCUACCAGCUCCUGACGGUUUUGAUCUGUGCAAUAGAGAGACAUGGGAGUUAGAAUUUGCUUGGCCUGUUUAUAUAUCAGAGGUCUGCUAUGCUCUCAUCUAUAUACUGAUAUUUGUACGAGCCAUGGAACUGCUAUAUAUUGACCGGACUCUGGGCCCCCUUCAACUGUCCCUCGAUAAAAUGAUGGUUGACAUUUUUCGAUUUCUCGUUCUUUUCGCUGUUACUUUCAUGGCAUUUGCGUUCGGAAUGACUCAGCUAUAUUGGGCGUACGGCACGCCCCGUCUUUUCCGAAUGAACGUUACUGAAAGAGAAGUUUGCGGCGAUACAUUUGACAGCUCGUCCUUCACUUGCUAUCCUGUCUAUUCCUCUAUCAUUGAUUCAAUCCUGGAGCAGUAUUGGACCCUAUAUGGUUAUGGCUACGGUGCCGAACCAACUGCUGCAGUCAAAGUUCCGGGACAGUCGACCAUAACUCUACCAUCUGGCCUCAUUCUCUCAAUGGUGUUUCACAUGUGGGCUGUAGUGGUCAUGCUCAACAUGCUGAUCGCUAUGAUGUCGCAUUCCUUCGAUCGCGUUCGUGACAAUGCUGAGAUUGAAUGGAAGUAUCAUAGAUCUGGGAUGUGGAUGCGUUAUGUGAAAGUUAAUGUUUGCCCCAGACCUUGUCCAAUGAAUCUUCUACCCACUGUACAAAGCAUAGUAGCAUGCUGUGCUUAUUUCAAGGCAAAGUGUCUGUGUCGUUGUGGAAGGUAUGACCCAGAUUCUGAAACACCAGAGCGACGAAAUGCAAGGAAACAAGUUUCUUCCGAUAGCGUGAAAGAAAACAAAAGAUACAGACAAGCCAUAAGCCGAAUAUCAACUAGAUACCUUCGCCGCUAUCUCCUACCCGACUUUAAGCAUGAUGUAGGUGACCCAAACCGAUCUGCAAAGAAAGCUUACGGGCACCGAGGAAGUAUUAUUAGCUCGGAUACAAGUAGCAGCUAAACAGUUCAAAUUCAAGUUCAAAAAGCCCCAAACGCAAUUGCCAUUCAUAUUUUCUUAUAGCAUUUAUAUUAGGCCUUCAAUUGCUCUUUCUAUAAUUGUUUUCUUUUAUAGGCAAAGUUUGUAAAUUUCUUUGUGUAACUCUGUUCAAGUCGUUUUAAAAGACACGAGGUUGCUUCCACCAUGCACACAGUUAAAUUAUGUACAACCACCACUGCGUUAUCUAUGUUCGUUCUCACUGUUCUGUCACUUACUGUACCUUGCCUUAACCUUCUCAAGUUACUGCACUUUCCUGUUGGAUCUUAUUCUUCAGAGUCUCGUUCGUUCAAAAACAUUUUACCCCAAAUUAAGCACUGUAGGUGCCUUGAAUGUUUAAAAUCGUCUCUUGGUACUUGCAUGUUAUCGGUUGGGGUAAGAUGGUCCGUAUUUUCAUUCUCUUUUAUCGUCCCAUUUGGUAGUAAACAAGGGAUUUUUACAAAAUUGUAUAACCGUAUCAAUACGACUCUAAAUAAGCAUUGUUUUUGUUAAAACCACAUAUGGGACAUAAUGUGCUAACGGUAUCCAUCUUACCCUCAACCUAGUAUAAAUAUAAAAAAUGAAGCCAUUUUUUCUAAAACCCAUCAAAUUCAUUUUGUUACAUUGUGUUAGAAAUCGUUGUUCAUAACACCGAUUAUAAAAAUUACGUCCAAGUAUAUAAAACUUAUGUUUGUAUUUAUGUGUUUUUUUUAUGAAAUUAUUUCAAAUUACUGAUAUAAUUUAUAUGUGAUGAGUUGUGUAUUACUUUGGUGACUUAUUUUUGCUCCCGUGGAAUUGAUUUCAUUAAAAUUCUUUACUAUACAAA